AUGACAAUCACUGGCUGGCAAAAGCCUGCAGUUUUCAACGCCGUAUCAUCGGCGGUUUUCUAUCAGCAGCAGAGAGGGAAUUUCUCAUCAAGGACCGGCUUCUAUUGCCGGUCUCCAGAAUUUCCAGAUCCUCUUGGAAGGGUUCUUAGUUUUUUCUCGAUUCUCUACCGGCACCCCGUUUCCUCCGGCCCUAGUCGUAGCGCCGACUAG
Messenger RNA from Fusarium poae, 210 nucleotides. RefSeq lists its product as uncharacterized. The transcript has 2 exons. The record is from RefSeq and is a predicted model, not a curated record. Lineage: Eukaryota; Fungi; Ascomycota; Sordariomycetes; Hypocreales; Nectriaceae. Bases 1 to 210 code for a protein of 69 amino acids.